This is a messenger RNA of Daldinia vernicosa, 1187 nucleotides long. RefSeq lists its product as uncharacterized. Gene Ontology annotation, molecular function: acyltransferase activity, transferring groups other than amino-acyl groups. The transcript has 2 exons. The record is from RefSeq and is a predicted model, not a curated record. NCBI's taxonomy places the organism in Eukaryota, Fungi, Ascomycota, Sordariomycetes, Xylariales, Hypoxylaceae. The coding region runs from base 244 to 891 and encodes 215 amino acids.
GUUUAACUAGUAGGAGGUACCUAUAAAGUUCAAUAUCUUAGAAGGUUCAUUCAUAUGCAUCUCAACUUCUAAUUUCUAAAACCCUCUUUCGUGAAUCGUGAUCUGCAACCAAGCGCGGAAGCGAAGCGGGCAAGCGGGUGGCUAUGACAACCCGCCUACCGGUAUCCAUUACCUAGCACAUCCGAGUCCAAUCAUCCUUUUCUCAUAAGCGCGGCUGCAUCUCGAACGUUGUCUCGAACCAACAUGUCCGGUCUCACGGAAUGGCGCAUUGAGCUUAUAUCGCCUGACGAGCAAGGCUCCCGCUUCUAUUUGGACUAUUAUAAGCCUUUUAGGCUGGCUGCGUUGGAACAAGAUCCUGACGUCUUCGGCUCGACUUACGAUAGAGAAAUCAACUUUGGCAACGACGACUGGCUCAGCCGCAUUAAUAACCCUCUUGUAAAGACCUUCGUGGCCGUGCGUCUGCAUGAUAGAAAGGUUCUAUCCGCUACGUCAUUAAUUGGACCGAUGCCGAACCCGGACCCAGCCAGCAAUCCGUUCCAAGCCAGUUCCGAAAUGAGAGAUGGCAGCGAUCAUCAUCACCGGAAUCACGGUGAGGCCUCAUCUGUAUAUUUCCAGAUCACCGGUGUUUACACGCUGCCAGAGGCUCGACGCCAAGGUCUCGCUAAAAUACUAGCUGAGACCGCAAUACAAGAGGCGUUCGCUUAUUCUAAGCAGCAUGGCAAACGCCUCGAGCUGAGCCUCGUCGUGUAUACGUCAAACGGCGAUGCGAUAUCAUUCUACGAGAGCUGCGGCUUCGUAACCAGCCCAGAAGGGGCAAGGAAAUCUUUUAACCCUCACAAGAACGCUUCUGCCGACGAAAUUUGUAUGCAUUACCAGAAGUCCCCUGAAUGACACUUUUUUCUCCCUUCUAUCAACCCCUUAAAAAAGUAAAAUGAAGAUUACUCCAGAGAUCUUCUUUAGAUGAUCCGCUUAUGGCUCAACUAGCCGUCCAUUCUGACCAACUGUAGACGGCGCCCCGUCUAGUAGGGCUUGGCAAUACAGUCAAAAAGGGCAGCUUGUGACGUUCGAGUCCCCUGGAUUGGCUCGCGAGCGGGCCGAGUAAUUAAAGAUCGCCUAAAGGCUGCCCCCAAAACCGACAGAGAUUAUCGUCUGGCACGCCGAUAAUCCUAGUUCGCGAUGUUUCAUAC